ACAUCAUCGUGUGGUUAUAUCUAUCAGAUGUCGCGUUCUCUUUGUUUGGGAAAGUGCAGAAUAUUCACCAUGGCUGGUAGUCUACCUUAUGUCCUUAUUUUGAUGACUUUUUUCUGUAUGGAACAGUCUAUUGGUUAUAGAUUAAUAAUGCCACAACAGCAAAACAAGCCACCACAGAUGCCCAGAACUUUGUUCUCUAAAAUUAAAAAUAUAUCGUCAACUGACGAUUUCGUCAAAUCAAUGGGCAAGUACCUAUCACAGUCACAAAUCAGGGCACUGAAAGAAGCGUCGCGUAGGCAGUCGUUAAAGUCGCGCAGUGCAGGAGGAGUAUCAGCAACGGCACCAGAUAUGAUCGAUCUCAAUCUUCAGCAUUGCAAGUUGCGUCCUUACGUACAUUUUGUACAGCAACCACCUCCUAGCGAGAGCGCAUUUCUCUGGCCAUUUGCUGUACAAAUCCCUCGCUGUAUUGGUUCAUGUAAUACCCACCAAAGCAUCUACCGGUGUGGUGGAAAGACCAAGACUGUUAUUCCUCUGACGGUUUACAGAGUGCCAUUUCCUUCCAGUCGAAAAAGGCGGGAUGUCAUGGAAGAAUUGGAAAAGUUGGAAGAUCCUGUUCACGAGUUAAGAAAACGCAGUGUUGGCCAGAUUCAGACGCAAACUAUAAAUUUGGAGGGUCACGCGGAUUGCAAUUGCGAGUGCGUGGAAACCAAUAAAAGUUGCGCCAGAGAAAACAAAGUACUCAACAGCGAAUUUUGUGAUUGUGAAUGCCCAUAUGUGAGAAGUUGUACAUAUCCAUUCCGGUGGGAUGAAAAUCAAUGUAAAUGCUCUUGUGGUGAAGAUCCUUCUAAGAAAAACCGCGAAUGUCGCUACAAUAUGAAUAUGAAAGGUGUUUGGAAUCAUGACAAGUGUGCCUGUGAAUGUGAAUCCAAGUCUAAGUGCUAUCCUUCCAUCACAAAAUGGAAUGUGUUAAAUGGAACGACUUGUGAAUGUACAUGUUCCGUGACAAAGUGUGAAUCGGGUAAAACCCUUCAUAAACGAUCAGGUCAAAAGUGGUGUUAUUGUAGGUAGAGGCCACCUUGGAAUUUGACAAUAACCUUGUGACAUUAAUAACUUUCAACAAUCAAUUGCAAGACAUAAGAUGAUUGAAUAGCAGUAUUAUGUGUUUGUAAAAUAAAUAAGAGGCAGGAUAUUAUUUUUAUGGUAGAUGGGAAAUUUGCAGAACAUCGACAACAUAUAUGUGUUAAGUUUAAUCAGUUUUAAAAUUUUUAAAAUAUAUGGUGCGUAAUAACAGUCUUUAUUAUAAGUAUAGACGCCCAUCUUUCAAAGCCAUGUAAAGAUUAGUAGUUUCAGUGCUGCUUUCCACUGUCGCGUUUUUUGCACGUACACGCACGUAAAAGCUUAAAACCUUGAAGUUGUU
Molecule: messenger RNA, 1417 nt
Organism: Dendronephthya gigantea
Lineage: Eukaryota; Metazoa; Cnidaria; Anthozoa; Malacalcyonacea; Nephtheidae
Exons: 6
Coding region: 28-1068 (346 amino acids)
Source: RefSeq, a predicted model, not a curated record